GGGUACUACCUGCGCACAUGCGCACAAAACUUGCCACAACCACCUGUAAAAAUAAUGUAAACCUGUUGAACUUUUACGUUUGUUUCGCCACAGAAGUCAAUGAACUGUCCAGAAAUAUGUCUCUGCACGGUUUUCAUCCGAGACGUGUUAAAGAAAGCUAUACCGAAUCGUGAAGAGUGAAGAAAAUGUGUUUUUGAAUGAGAUGAAGUAAAACAACACAAUAUUAAAAAUCCUCUUUUGGAAAUCUACAUUCUCCAGUCUGUUAUCUAAUAUGUAAAUGGAAAAUUAGAUAGAUUCACAAAAAUGAGCACCAAUGAGGAAAAAGUCAACAGAAAAAUGCAUGAACUCUUUAUGCAAGUACUGAAAAACAGAGACCUUUCAAGAGCUGGAGACCUAUUUUCCGUCCCAGAUGCGAUCAUUGUCAAUGAUUUAACCAAUGUUCUUAAAGAAAUCAACACAAUCAUAUCCCAGCCCGAUUAUACAAAUAAUAAUAACGACCAAAGUGUGGUAGAAAUAUGUGUGACUCGAGUGACCUCUUGUAUUCGAGAAACUGGAAGUGUGGAACAACACUGCAAAGCCCUUGUCACCCUUCUGGAGUCUUGUUUGCACCAUAACCUCCAACUUACGUCCAGGGAUGAGGAUCCGCCCCAUGCAAAAAUUUCCAGUGAUAUUAUCUCCUGUAUAUUCUUAGUAAGACUUUAUUUAAACUUAAACCAUUUUUCUUCAUGUAUAUUUUUACAGAAUUAUAGUAAAAAGUCUGUGAUGCAACGUGCCUUACCUGUAGCUGUAAAAUUCUUACAUAAGGGCAAUAAGGAAUUAUCCCGGAAUAUGGCUUCAUAUUUAUCUCUAGCAGCAAUAGAACAUGCAUCUUUAUUAACACCACAUGUACAACCAAUUAUGGAUUCGAUCAUUUCAGGCAAUUAUCCACUGUGCAGAGUCCUUCCCAACAUUUACGAAGUAUCCCCCGAACCAUUCCAAGGCCAUGCAAUGGCUUUAGUGUCUCUUCUUCCACAUUGUGAUAAUCAGGAGAAACUGGCACUCUUACAUCUAUUUUCUUUAAUCGCCAAGGAUAAUCCUUCGUUAUUGGAAGCUAGCGUGCCCCAACUUUGUGAAUAUCUCAGUAGUUCAGUCACCGCUUCACCAACCUUGCAAAUAUUCCUCCAUAUGGCUGAGAAGAAGCCGGCGUUGUUAGUAGAUCACAUCAAUGCAAUGAAACAAUCAGCGGAAAGACAUCCACAGACUGUUUGUCUAGCAGCUCAGAUUAUCGGAGCUGUAGGAAAAUUAAGUAAAGAUAAGGCCCAAGAUGCUUUAAAUUUUGUACUUGAAUAUUUACCAAAAGCCGACCGAGGUUCCCAAAGUACGUUAUUAAGAGAGGCUACAUUGUUGUGUAGUUCUUAUCCUGUCUUAUUUACUGAUAAGGUUUUGGCUGGAGUAAGACAAAGACACCACACCAGUAGCAGUAACCAAAUUAAUUGCAACAACAACAACACCCAAAACCAAGUAACAUCAGGUGGUGUUACAAUUGUUAAAGUUGGUGGUAUUCAGCAAAACGCACCUGUGCAACAAGGGGGUUACACUCGGAGAGCUAAAUUAGGUGAUUCGAGGAGUACUGGGAGAUUGCAUACUGCUCAAACGACAAGCACUCAUCGCAGCAUGACGAAACUAAACAUUCCAGGAGGCUCGAUUGGUGGUCUUCACAAAAGCAUGACACGAUUGAGUUCGUCCCAACAAAUCAAUGCAAUACCACAACCGCCCAGUAAUGUAACAGUAACAAACAAGUAUAUCAACAAUAACACGAAAAUAUCGAGUGGAGGAGUGACGGUAACCACAAUUUCACCGCCAAGGAUGCAAAGGCCGCACAGUCAGGGACCUUUGACUCUAAAUACGAAUCAAAACAGUCAAGUAACUGUUACACCACUACAAAUUACAUCACCACAAAGUUCAAACGCCGUCACAGUCAGUUCCGUAUAUACAGGCCCUAUUUCCAGUGGACAAGUGUCCGUUUUGACUAGUAAUUCCAACAGUGCAGUCACUCAGACUAUUCCCGUGGGUUCAAACACUGUCUUAGAUUCGUCAAGUUCGCAGCUAACGCCUAUAACUUCAACUAUGGGCAGCGGUAACGUGAGUGUUACCAACCCCGUGACUGUAAUAUCCCGUCGAGUGAAUAACACAAGUGUGACUUUAUUAAAUACAAACCAGAAUUCUUUGGCCAAUCAGAGAAUGAGCGUCUUUGAACCUUAUCCAAUGAGAGAUACAAUCCAACACUUUUGUGAAAAACAUUUAGACAAGAUUAAGGCUUAUAUGGAUAAGGUUUCGAUAAGAAUACCUUCUCCGGCGAAAUGUACAAUUGAAGAAAAACGCCAAAAGAAAUCUGCAAAGUUGCAUUUUGCUUGUCAAGGUGGUGGUCAACAUUGUUUGUAUUCCAAAACCUACUUUACGAUGCGAACGCGAAAUCCAAGGAUAUGGAUUCAUCUCAUGUUUAUUUCGCUUCAGGCGCGUCAUGCGCACGCUUUGAGCUCCCGAGAUGCUCAAGUCGCCAGUUUGAAGCAUUGUUGGGAUAUGUUAAAAUGCGAAAAUAAAUCGUUUUUAACGGUUGUCACGAGCGCUUUUCCUUGUCCUAAAGAUCAAGAGACUCUUAUCAAUGAACUGAGACAUUCCGGUUAUUUCGAUGUGUUCCAAAUAUGCCCUACGAACGUGGGAGGUUCGGCAGAUCAGCUUGAUGGCGGGUCUUUCAAGUGGGGAUGUUUCCUGUGUGCGCAUCCUGAGCGAGCUGUAGGUUUCCUGAGAGGAGACACACAACCGGUGAUCGAAGGCCAACUAAAGGAGAAAAAAGGUCGCUGGAGGCUCUUCCGCCGUUGGAGGACGCGUUACUUUACUUUGUCUGGUGCUCACUUGUCUUGUAAAGGAUCGAGUGGUGGAGAAUCCAUUGACGUUAAUCAAAUCCGGUCAGUGAAAGUGUCUCGAGGGGCGAGGAACAUACCUAAAGCAUUUGAAAUAUUCACAGGAAAUCAAACCCUGAUUUUGAAGCCUAAAGAUGGCAAGAAUGCCGAAGAGUGGGUCCAGUGUUUGAGUAUAGUCGUUGCACAUUCCCACGCUAAAGAGCUACCAGGCAAAAGCAAUUCAUUACCCGCAAGGGGUAUCAGUUCUAGUCGUACUGUUAUAUAAAUAUUUAUUUUUCACAAAACUGUAAAUUACAAAAAGGUAACUGAAGAUAUUUGGUGCUAAGGUCCAAAAUUUGGGUACUGAAUUGAAAUACAACGCUCUCUGUGAUAAAAGUUAGCAUCAGGAAAUUUUCGACUGAUUUUAUCACUGCUGAUCAGUACUCAGAUUUUUAUAAACAAAUCGUAGAUUUACACUUAUAAUAUAUUAAUAUUUUUUUGAUGACUGUAUCAAAUUUUGUACUUAAUUUUUAUAUCAUUAUUUUGUAAUUUAUAGCCAUUGUUUUUAUAUUUUUGUUUUGUUUUUAUUUCAUUUGCCACGAAGAAUUUUCACACAAAUGGAAAAUUCCUUGGCACGUUUAACACAUUACAUUCCAUUAAUUUUUUUAUGACAAAGCAUAGUCAGCCCCAUUCUGACUUUGCCAAGUAUAUAUUUUAUUAUAUCCUGUUAUACAAUAAUAAAUACAUUAUUUUACAAUA
Molecule: messenger RNA, 3638 nt
Organism: Tribolium madens (black flour beetle)
Lineage: Eukaryota; Metazoa; Arthropoda; Insecta; Coleoptera; Tenebrionidae
Gene: melt
Product: protein melted
Exons: 13
Coding region: 304-3165 (953 amino acids)
Biological process (GO): regulation of signal transduction
Cellular component (GO): plasma membrane
Molecular function (GO): phosphatidylinositol-5-phosphate binding
Source: RefSeq, a predicted model, not a curated record